Molecule: messenger RNA, 2461 nt
Organism: Aegilops tauschii subsp. strangulata
Lineage: Eukaryota; Viridiplantae; Streptophyta; Magnoliopsida; Poales; Poaceae
Product: B3 domain-containing protein Os03g0619600
Molecular function (GO): DNA binding
Source: RefSeq, a predicted model, not a curated record
AAGCUCCCUUCGUAAGAGAAACUUUGGAAGGACAUUCUGCGUUCCUGCUACAUUUGAUCCUACUCCCACCGUGCGAUGGAAGAACUCGAGUUCUUCAUGAUCCUACUCCCAAAUUUCUUGAAGAAACUGAGGCUUCCAGGCAAGUUCACCAAGGUACUCGCCGGCCGUGAGCGUCGGGAAGUGAAGCUGCGGGAGGACGGGCGCCGACGUCGGUUGUGGGACGUGGAAGUAGUUACCGACGCCGAUGGCCACAUGUACCUGGGGCAUGGAUGGGAGCACUUCGCCCACGCUCAUGACAUGCGGCUCGGUCACUUCCUCGUCUUAAGCUACGAUGGCCACGCUGUGCUCACCGUGAAGGUGUUCGACGGGAGCAUGUGCCGCAGGCACUACCAGCACGACAACGAUGCCAGCAGUGGGAGCAGCAGCGACCGUGGCAACACCUUGGGAGCAGAGGGGGAAGGGGAAGCGCCACCGCACACAGGGGCAAAGGAAGACGACGGGGCGCAGAGCAUAUCCCAGAUGAGUAAUCCAUGCGAUUCAGAUGGAAGCCAGAAGGAAAGAUCUUUUUCUUCCGAUCCAGAAGAUCCUGUGGACUCAGCUAAUCUACAGAUGCUUUCAAAUAACUAUGUCUUAUCAGUGCAAUGCUAUCUUACAAAAGAACAGAAGGUGAAAAUAGAUGCGCUCAUAGAGAAAACUCAACCUAAAUUCACAGUGCUAGUUGUACAGAUGAAGAAGUCAAACGUAAAACGGCAUGCUAAUCUGGUAAUACAGAAGGAUUAUGCACUCAAGCACUUUCCAUGUGAAGAUAUAAUUGUCAUACUCCAGCUGCCUGGGAAGAACAAGGAUUGGAAAAGCACAUUCCGCAUCAGGCCAUCCGGCGUGCCUGAUGCAGGUCGGUGCAACCUCUAUUUGGGGAACUUUGCCUGUGACAAUCAUGUUAGAGAGGGUGAUAUCUGCCUCUUCCAACCAAUGACAAAUGUUAAGGAGAGAAGAUUCAUAGUGAAAGUGCAUAUUCUUCACAAAGCGAGCGUUGAUGGCACUACUCAGUCGCCAGCAGGCGAAGGACCAGAUUCAGAUGGAUGCCUGAAGGAAGGCUCAUCCCAUAAUUAUAAAUCAGCAAGUACUCCUGCAGUGUCUUAUACUUCUAAAGAAAUUUCAGAAGAAAAUCCACCUGCAGAUGAGGCUAUGGAGUUGGAUGAUCUUCAGACCCUCUCGAAGGAUUAUGUCUUAUCAGGGAAAUGUGAUCUUACAGUAGCACAGGGGGCAAAAAUAAAUGCACUUAUAGAUAAAAUUCGGCCUGAAAUCCCCGUUCUUGUUGUACAGAUGAAGAAAAGCAGCGCAAACCGGGCUACUCUGAUCAUACAGAAGGAUUAUGCACUCAAAUACUUUCCAUGUGAAGAUACAACUAUCAUACUCCAGCUGCCGAGGAAGAACAAGAAUUGGAAGUGCAAAUUUCAUAUCAGGGCAUCCAGCAUGUGUAAUGCAGGCCGGCGCACCCUUUAUUUAGGAAAAUUUGUGCAUGACACUCAUGUUAGGGAGGGUGAUAUCUGUCUUUUUCAACCAAUGACAAAUGUCAUGCACAGAAGAUUCAUAGUGACAGUCCAUCUACUUCAAAAAGAGAGCAUUGCUCAUUCCCCUGGUGGAAGAACUGACAUUGGGUCAAAUCACGGAAGUACAAGUGCCAAGAUGGGCGGCGUUAAGGAGGAACCACCUGCCGAUGGUGAAGAAUAUGAAGUCUCUGAGGAUUCCGAGGAAGCUUCCGAGAAUCUCUUCAUGUUCGCUGACAGAGUUUGUAUAACACCAGCACAAGAGCUGAAAUUGUUGGAGAAAGUUGAGGAGAUUAAGUUCAAACCGCCCUUUUAUGUUGCUCUCAUGAGCAGGAGCACUGUCUGUCAGCAUGGUCCCAUGCUGCGUUUUGGCUGGCAGUACGCAGCCAGAUAUCUUGUUCCGAAGUUCGCUGCUGCCUGUCAUCGUGGAGAGAAUGGUCCAAUCAGUUUGGUGCUUCAGCGGGAGGGGAAGAGCAGAUCAUGGCCUACCAAGCUGCAAUAUAGGCGUCGCACGCUAGACACGACCAAUCAGAUGACCGUUCUCAAAGGAUGGCCGUCUUUUGCGCUCGACAACCACCUGCGGGAGAGGGACCUCUGCCUCUUCAAGCUGAUGGAUAACGAGGAGCAGCUGACGAUGAUGGUCUACAUCGUCCGCCGCUAGAGUGAAGCAUGUCUUGCAUGCUGCUGCUACGAUGAUCUUGAACUAUGGGAGUGGAAAACUUGUGGCUUAUAUCCAAACGAGGGGCUCGUACGUACAGUAAGAAACUUAUCUGCUUAUCUAUAUCAUUAGACGUUAUCUUAAUGUUUUCUUCUGCCAGAACUUUUUGUUAAUCAAGGAGUAAUUUUGAUUGUACAAGUUUGAACAACUUAUUAUGUGUUGCUUAGGUUGCUUUGACUGAACUUUUUUUAUGCGA